Engraulis encrasicolus (European anchovy) is the source of this 1563-nucleotide messenger RNA. RefSeq lists its product as uncharacterized. The transcript is spliced from 4 exons. The coding region runs from base 1 to 906 and encodes 301 amino acids. Gene Ontology annotation, biological process: immune response. NCBI's taxonomy places the organism in Eukaryota, Metazoa, Chordata, Actinopteri, Clupeiformes, Engraulidae. The record is from RefSeq and is a predicted model, not a curated record. Gene Ontology annotation, cellular component: external side of plasma membrane.
AUGGGUCUUCUGGACGACCAACCAAUAGAGGUUUACAGCAGCCAGCACCAGACCUGGGCACCAGAAACCCAAUGGAUGGAAAACAACAUGCCAGCUGAGUACUGGCAAACAGGAAACCUCAAAAUGGAGGCACUGAACAUCACAGUCUUUCAGAUAAUGCAAGGCAACUGUGAGUCUGCUCUGUGUGUUCUCCAAUGGCGGGUGGGGUGUGAAGCAGAGAAGCUGGCAAAUGAGUCACUGAGCUUGCAGAAGCUAGUUGAGGAGUAUUCCCUGAAUGGAGAGCAUGUCCAGGAUACUGAUGGUAUCUGGCAUUCAGAAACACCGGACGUCAAACAUACCUCUCCUCCUGGCCAGAUACUCAAGGGUGCCAGGAACAUCACCAGACACUUCACUGAUUUCCUUCAGAAGGAGUGUGUUGAUCAGGAGAUGAGGAGAUUCAUCAUUUAUAACGACAGAGAACCUUCUGCUCCAAAUGCAACGGUACUUCCACCAAGAAACAUGAGCAGAUCCAGAAUCCUGCUCUCUUGCAUGGCCACUGGAUUCUUCCCCAGAUACAUUAACAUCAGCUUCCAGAAGAAUGGCGUCACAGUUCUAGACGCAGAGGGAACCUUCCAUUCCAGCGGCAGCAGGCCCAAUGGGGAUGGAACGUUCCAGCUGAGGAGAACCCUGGAGAUAGUGGAGUGCUCUGAGUCUCACAACGUGCUCUAUGAGUGUGUGGUGGAACACACAUCUACAAAAUAUCUACAGACCUUUCAAAUCAUUAAGCUGGAUGGGCUUUGUGGAGUCAUUCUGCGAAUCCGAAGUGGAGUCGUCUUGGCUGCUCUCUUCCUACUUAUGCUCUCCCAUGUGUUCUUCAACUGGCUCUUGAAGAGAAGGGCAGUCAGCAAGCAAUGUAAAUCUGUUUAGUGCACAUUGAUUACAUUUAUGUUUUGUACAUUUCGAUUUCGAUUUUACAGUGAUUUAGUAAAGGCUUAUCAACAGCUAGAGAUCUCAGCAAGAUGAUGCAAAUCUGAAGUAAUCUUUGAUCUAUUUCAAAUGUAAGUAAUUUUUCACCAACUGGAUUUGAGCUGAGCUGAAGUACAGCAUGCUAGAACUUCCACAGCAUGCUCACAUUCUUGUAAUAUCAGCAAUCCAAUGCCAACACUGCUUACAUUUGUUUUUUUGCAAUCCCCUUUUUAGUCUUUCCAUUUGCCAUUUAAAUUCUUCCUGAAUUUACUUUAGAUUAUCUCUUCUUUAUGUUCAGGACUUCCUUUUCAUUUCACCACUUGACAUUUUGGUACAACUCAGCUGUUUAUGAAUGUGUUGUAGAAAUAAAUAUGACUUUAGCCAGUUUGGUCCUUUGCAAUAGAGUCUUUGAGAAUUAAUCACCUUGUUCAACAAACUGUUGUGCCCGCAGGACCACCUACUUUUGAACCUUAUACAUACUGUAGUAGUUAGCGAGAUAUUUCACUGGAAACAUCUAGAGAUACAUGAGCACACACACACAAAGAAAAAAAACAUGAACAGGAAAAAGUUAUAGGAAAGAAAACUGGCAAAGUAUGGUAUAGUUGGUCUUUCAAAUAU